UGGGGGCAGAUUCUCUCCUUUCCGCUUCCGGACACGGUCCUGACAACGGCGAAGAGGGGGGUCGGUGUGGCUGCCGUGGAAACGUAAAAGCCGAGGCAACCGAGGAGCCAGCGAUGGGGGCCAGCGGGGAGGACUCGGCGGAGAGCGAGGAGCGCUUCGACGGCAUGUUGCUGGCCAUGGCUCAGCAGCACCAGGGCGGCGUGCGGGAGCUUGUGAACACAUUUUUCAGCUUCUUGAGGCGCAAGACGGAUUUCUUUGUAGGAGGAGAAGAGGGUGCUGCUGAGAAGUUAAUCACAGAGACAUUCAGCCGGCACAAUAAACUGGCUCAGAAAGCACAAAAGGAGAAGAAAGCCCACCAAGAGGCAGAGCAGCGUGAAAAAGCAGAACGUGCUGCUAAACUUGCCAAAGAAGCAAAAAAAGAAGACAGCGAACCAAGGAUUAAAGAGCUCACGGAUGAGGAGGCAGAAAGGUUGCAACAGGAAAUUGACCAGAAGAAGGAGAAAAAAGAAAAUGAGGCCCAGGAAGUCAAAUCUGCUGAGAGUCCAAUGGAAUCGCCAGAGUCCAGCAAACAGGAUACAGAUGAUGAAGAAGAAGAAGAUGAGAAGGACAAAGGCAAGCUUAAACCAAACUCUGGGAAUGGAGCAGAUCUUCCAAACUACAGGUGGACACAGACCCUCUCUGAACUGGAUCUGGCCAUCCCAUUCAAGGUGAACUUCAGGUUAAAGGGAAAAGAUGUGGUGGUCGACAUACAGAGACGGCAUCUGAAGGUGGGCCUGAAGGGGCACACUCCUGUGAUUGACGGCACAUUAUACAAUGAAGUGAAGGUGGAGGAGAGUUCCUGGCUAAUUGAGGAUGGGAAAAUUGUCACUGUGCACUUGGAGAAGAUUAACAAGAUGGAAUGGUGGAACAAGUUAGUCCAAACUGACCCAGAAAUUAACACCAAGAAGAUUAACCCAGAAAACUCAAAACUAUCAGACUUGGACAGUGAAACCCGCAGCAUGGUGGAGAAAAUGAUGUAUGAUCAGCGGCAGAAGUCCAUGGGGCUCCCCACAUCUGAUGAGCAGAAAAAGCAGGACAUACUAAAGAAGUUCAUGGAACAGCAUCCAGAAAUGGAUUUCUCCAAAGCAAAAUUCAACUGAUAUGCUUUUGCCUUUUUCUUCCCCCCCCUCCCCCAUUAAGUUUUAAAGUUUGAAAGCAAAGCCCAAGCAGGGAGAGUAUGUACUUUCUCCUCAGCCUUGGAGGGCAGUGAGUGCUCAUAUCAUCCUAGAGUGAGCUUUUCACAUGAAACAAAGCUGUGUUACUUAAUCCAUGUAGCAUGCUGUUUAGGCUUCUGGAUUUGUAACAGUACUACCAGUCAUCUGACACCUGUUUUAUAUUUGUGUACAGACUAGUAUGUCAGAGAUAGAAGUGAAGUAGAAUAGGGAUCGAUAAUGCAAAUACUGCAUUUUCCUUGAGUUUCUCCUAGGGGUAGUCCAACACAGUGGUUCCCAACCUUGGGUAAUCCAGGCAUUUUUGGACUACAACUCCCAGAAACCCCAGCCAUCAUAACUGGUGGUGAAGGUAUUUGCAGAUUGCAGUCCAAGAACACCUGGUUUACCCCAGGUUAGGAAUCAGUCGUCUAACAGAUUUAGGAGGCUAUAUUUGGUUGCAAUUCUUUUAGAAUCUAAAGAGGUACUCUACCUUCACUUUCCUUUGCUCCCCAGUUUUUGUUUUCAAGCUGAGGAUCAGAAAUCUUCCAUGAAACACCCUGUUAGUACACCCUGUCCCAC
Molecule: messenger RNA, 1769 nt
Organism: Pogona vitticeps (central bearded dragon)
Lineage: Eukaryota; Metazoa; Chordata; Lepidosauria; Squamata; Agamidae
Gene: NUDC
Product: nuclear distribution C, dynein complex regulator
Biological process (GO): protein folding
Cellular component (GO): cytoplasm
Source: RefSeq, a predicted model, not a curated record